Molecule: messenger RNA, 509 nt
Organism: Cetraspora pellucida
Lineage: Eukaryota; Fungi; Glomeromycota; Glomeromycetes; Diversisporales; Gigasporaceae
Source: the annotation of a GenBank genome assembly
GUAUUGAUAAAUUUGAAAAUAGGUUGAACUAUAAUAAUGAGUUCAAAGGUAUUGAUAAAUUUGAAAAUAGGAUGGAAUGUGAUGAAUUUGAAGGUAUUAAUAAAUCUAAAAAUGGUUUAGAAAUUGAUAAAUUUGAGGAUUGGUCAAAAAGUAAUAGUAGCAACUCAAGUAUAGCUAGUUCAAUUUUAAUAGAUAAUAAAGGUGAAACUUAUGACUUAGAAAAUCUACUACUUAGAUAUCAUAAGAAGUACAAAAGUCAAAUACUGGAAAUUCAAAAUGCACAAACAAUAUUAGAACAAAAUCAAGCAGUUAGACAUUAUGGAAUUUUUUUUAAAAAGAGUAUUCUAUUUAAUCUUAUCUCUACUAGUUUUCCAAAGACAUUUUUAGUAAAUAUCAUGCAUUUAUUUUAUGAAAAUAUCACUGCUUACAUGCUUGCUCAUUGGACAGAUUCAUUUUUUGCAGACUAUAAUCAAAACAAUGGUGAAUAUGUUUUAGCUAAAGAAAUAUAA